Molecule: messenger RNA, 8733 nt
Organism: Phasianus colchicus (ring-necked pheasant)
Lineage: Eukaryota; Metazoa; Chordata; Aves; Galliformes; Phasianidae
Gene: MSN
Product: moesin
Cellular component (GO): cytoskeleton
Molecular function (GO): actin binding
Source: RefSeq, a predicted model, not a curated record
CGUCACCCGGCUGUCCGGCCCCGAGUUUCCUCCGGGGCACGGCGGGGUUGGGAUGGCGGAGCCUCGGCUGCCCGCCCCGUCGGGCGUCGGGAGCUCUUCGUGGCCGGGCUCGCCCCGUUCCUGGCGGCUGGGUCCUGGAGGUACCGGCGGAGGCGGCGGCCACCGAUCGGCCGUGACCCGGGGCGGGAGGAAGGGUUUCUCGGGGUCGCGGCGCGGGCCCGGCGGCGGAGAUGCGGCGGGUGGGGAGGGAUCCGCCCGCCCCUCCAUCUUGUGCCGCGCUCCUCGCCGGUCGCUUCCUGUCCCGCCGCAGCAUCCCGCGCCUGGAGGGGCCGGGCCGGGCGGGGGGCGGCCAACUGACCGGCGGCGAGCGAGGCAGCUCCGCCCGGAUGCCGCUUGUCCUCCUCUGUAAAAUGUCUGAAUAACGAGGCGCCGUUUUGCUCUGCUCUGCUUUGCCGGCGUCUUCUGUGUUGGGAGCGCGUUGAGUGAAUCUUUGGAGAGCCCGAUGAGGAAUUAAUUAAACCUAUGGCUACCUCUCAUGUGCUUUGUGCGGAAGAGAAGUUCGGGGUUUUCACAACUUGUAAUUAGUCAGUUUAGGUUGCUAGGGGAGGUUUGCCCCAGCUUGACUCCAAGUAUUUCUUGGCUGGAGAGAUCUUGAUACUUCAGAAAGUCUGUUCAAGUCCGUACUUGACUCUGUUACAGCAGGAGUUCAGUGACUAAUAAGGAGCUUUUUUUUUUUUUUUUUUUUUUUUUUUCUCUCCUUUAUUUAAUUUAUCCUGUCCGCAGAAAGAAUUGGUCCCUACCCUUGGUUGAUAAAACAGGAAGGAUCAGACUGGAAGGCUCUGGAUGUUUCCUCACUCAGAAUGUUCUGAAACGGCCUAGGGACUUGUGUGCUUAAACUGAAAGACCGUAUCUCUUACAUCGAGAGAAGGGGGGAGGGGGGGGAACCAAACAAAAUAACCACACCCCUCUAUAAGGGGAAGUUGAAACAGAAUCCACCCUGAUUUUUUUUUUUUUAAAGUAGCUUAAUGUUAUCAUUUUAAAAUAGAUAUUAAUUACAUAUUUAACUGACUUCUGCUUUUCUUGCUGUAUUAAAUGCCUGCAUGCCAGAUCCCUGAGACGAGCUGGAUUACUGUGUUUUAGCAUUUUCCUGUUUGUUUGUUUGCUUAUUUUUGCUUUUAAUUUUAAACGUUGGAGUCUUAAAGGAUAUCAAAUUCAACCCUUAAAGAUUGAGAAGACUGCACUUCCUAAAGGUUUUGGAAGGCCUUUCUUCAAACAAUAGUAAUGAUUAGUGAAGAGUUACUUCCUAAAAAAGGCAAAAAAUUUAGUACGAUCAACAGAACUAGCUCAGGUUAAGGGACUUCUGUGUAAAGUGCAAUUCAGGCUUUUUAGCCUGAUGAGGGUUUGCAGUUGUGGAGUGACUUCUUCUAUCAUGAAUCAGACCACAAAUCCCGAAUAUGUCAUGGAAAGGCUUAUGAGGCAGGGUUCCUUGCUGAUAGGAUGAAUCCAAGUGUUUUGACACUGCAUUACAAGGUGCUUACAGCCUCCUUUCAAUCUGGAGACACACCCCAGGCUGGAUUCACGUUCGCUAUCUGCUGCUUUCUAGUUCUGACAGAACAGUCAGAGCUGGAAUAGAUAAAGAAGUUUAGAUACUUUGUUAUACGUUGCAGAAAGUGGUUCACAUGUUUGUGCUUGUUGAGAGAGAAAGCUGCAGGCCUCCUGCUAGAGCAGUCGCUUCGGUUUCCUGCCCCAUCUGCUGCAAUUGCAGACCCAACUGAAAUAAUACUUUAAACAUCAUUUCUUGUGCUGUGGUUUACAGGAACAGGAAACACUGGCAUAACUGUGUAAUCAGUUCUUCAUGUGAAAGAAACAUGACCACUAACAUGCUAGCUUAAGAUUUGUUAAUAACUACUUAAUUAACAAAACAAUAAAACAAAGUAACUUUCCUUAAUUGAGGUCAAAUGUGGGUGAAACUCGAGCAGCUAGAUGUAGCUAUAUGUAGGCUUCAUCACAAAAAUAAAUCCAUUGUGAAGAAGACAGAUGGAGGAAAUGUUCCAGGGAACAGUUCUGGCUGGGCAGGAAAAACAUUUGUGUCUAAAGUGUUUGGUAGCUCUUAUCAUUCAUCUCACCAAGCAUACAGAACAUGCUGUGGCUGCUUUGUGGCUUGAGCAGCAAAACCUGCUGAGUUCUGAGGCCCUGCUUUCUGGUAAGUCAGGCUAAAUGUUAACAUAUCUAGCUAGAAAUUGCUUGUUACACGAGAUUCGUUCACAGGGGCACUAUGCUUUAGUACACUAUUAAUAGGAGUCCAAGAUUAAAUCAGGUAACCUUCGAACUAGUGGCACAUGAUUUGCCGCUGUGUAGUGUAAUGUCUGCAGUCAAGAUGGGGUUUGAUUGUUGUAGACUGUGUAGAAAAUGCAUCACAGAUCUGCUUACUAAUCCUGCCACACACUUCCCAGGAAGGCUUCAUUGUUUUAUCUUGAGUGCUCUUAUAGUUAAGCAGCCAGCUCCAUUUAUAUAUACUUUUUUCUGAAAGAUGUGCAGGAUGUAAACAGCUGAAGCACUUGUAAAAGAGGACGUACAAUUCCCCCUACGCUUUGUAUUGCAAAGGGGUGGAAGUGGUUGGUUGGUAAAAUGCCUCUUGCAAACUAUUGUCAGUUUCAAACUCUGCUGGUUGUGAGAAGUCAGUUGGCUGUGAUUGGCUCUGAUCUCAUGUUCACUGUCUUGUACUCUGGUCUUGAGCCAUUUCAGGGUUGAUAGAGCUGAAUGUCACACUAGGUUCCAAAUCUUGAUAAAAAUGAAUGAGUUGUCACAUUGACAGCUGGUCCAAGCCCGAUAGUUAAUUGCUUUAACUUUAAUACUGCAAGAAACAUUUAGCUGCGAAGAAAUAAUGGAAGGGAAGAACUCUUUUGUGCCAGUCACAUGUAUUUCAAUGUAUUUUUAGCUAUUUUGUCCAUGAAUGUACUGGCUUAGUGGCUAUGUGAAUGACUUUGUCACUGAGAACUUGAGAGUGUGAGCAUCUACCUUGUGUGAAGUGUGUAUUCAACUCUUGUGACUGUCCUAUCACUGGGAACUGAGCGGUUCUCUUUUAGGUAACAUAGAUAAAUUGAUACAAUCAGAGCUAACAGAUUCAAAGUGGGGAUUGUAGAGUUUGGACUCCCCUUUCUGUAUUUGCAGAACUGUUUCUUUGUACAUACAGAACAUAAGUCUUCUAUGUUUCAAACUGUUAUUGCAGAGAAAAUCAGCUUGGACAAGCAUGAAGUCCUCAGAACAAAAGAGCAGUGAGAUUUGCAGGUCUCAAGUUUACUAUGAUAGUUCAGAUUUAAAAGCAAAUCUUAUUUGCUGCUGCCUUUUCCCUUAAUAUUUUCUAAAAUUCAGCAUAACAGUUGCCAAAAGAUGCACGAAGGACCCUGCCUGUAGCUGAUAUUGAUGGGCUUCAGUUGGACUACAGAUGCCUUUAGGAUUGGAGUAGGUCUGGUUAGGAGAAAGGUUGUUGUGGGACUGCGUAGCAAGUGUCAGGAGAUCCUGCUGGGUCGUUUCUUGAGGUGCGGUAGCUUGCUACUGAACUCUGCAACCAAGUGGCAGCUGUAAGCAGAGUGCUACAUUUGUAGCAUUGGAUUAUUAUUUUUUUUUCUUGUGGACUUUUCUAGGGGUCUUAAAAGCUGGAGGCAGAGGGUAGACAAUGGUAGGAACAAUAACUGGAAAUGGAUGGGCACUUACUUUUGGUGCCCUGGGUUGGAAUCCUACUGUGCUGUAACAGAACACUGAAAGCAUUCCAGAUGCCUUCUGCCUACCAAGGGUUGAUCCUGUGAUGUCGUAUCUCCCUAUUUCCAUCCUUCAGUAUAACUCAAAAAAGUUUGGCACUGCUGAUCAAAGUUGGGCUUUGGUCUGAUAUUGGUGCUAACUAGUUGGGCAAACCAAUCCAUUGUAUCUUUCUUCUAGCACCCACGUGCAUUGAAUUGAACUGAAAAGAUCAGUGUGCGUGUUACCACCAUGGAUGCUGAGCUGGAAUUUGCCAUCCAGCCCAACACUACAGGGAAACAACUCUUUGAUCAGGUUGUCAAGACAAUUGGUCUAAGAGAAGUCUGGUUCUUUGGACUCCAGUAUCAAGAUACAAAGGGAUUCUCAACGUGGCUCAAAUUAAAUAAAAAGGUAACAGCACAGGAUGUACGCAAGGAAAGCCCUCUUCUUUUCAAAUUCCGAGCCAAGUUCUACCCAGAAGAUGUGGCAGAAGAGCUGAUCCAGGACAUCACACAGCGCCUAUUCUUCCUCCAAGUGAAGGAGGCAAUUCUGAAUGAUGACAUUUACUGUCCUCCAGAAACAGCUGUCCUGCUGGCUUCCUAUGCUGUCCAGUCCAAGUAUGGAGACUUCAAUAAAGAAGUGCACAAGUCUGGUUACCUUGCUAGUGACAAACUGCUUCCACAAAGAGUUCUGGAGCAACACAAGCUUAACAAGGACCAGUGGGAGGAGAGGAUCCAGGUGUGGCAUGAAGAACAUCGAGGAAUGAUUAGAGAAGAUGCUGUCUUGGAGUACCUAAAAAUUGCACAGGAUUUGGAAAUGUAUGGUGUGAACUACUUCAGCAUUAAAAACAAAAAGGGCUCUGAACUCUGGCUAGGCGUAGAUGCUCUUGGACUCAACAUUUAUGAGCAGAAUGACAGGCUAACACCAAAAAUUGGAUUCCCUUGGAGUGAGAUCAGAAAUAUUUCUUUCAAUGACAAGAAGUUUGUAAUCAAGCCUAUUGACAAGAAAGCACCAGACUUCGUAUUCUACGCCCCUCGGUUACGGAUUAACAAACGAAUCUUGGCACUUUGUAUGGGAAACCAUGAGCUCUACAUGCGCAGACGUAAACCAGAUACCAUUGAGGUGCAGCAGAUGAAAGCACAGGCUCGGGAAGAGAAGCAUCAGAAACAGAUGGAGAGAGCCCUGCUGGAGAACGAGAAGAAGAAGAGGGAAUUGGCAGAAAAAGAGAAGGAGAAGAUUGAACGUGAGAAGGAGGAGCUGAUGGAAAAACUCAAGCAAAUUGAGGAGCAAACCAAGAAAGCCCAGCAAGAACUGGAAGAACAGACCCGCAGAGCCAUGGAGCUGGAACAGGAAAGAAAGCGAGCUCAGGAGGAAGCAGAAAAACUGGCUAAAGAACGUAGAGAAGCAGAAGAGGCAAAGGAAGCCCUGCUGAAAGCAUCCCAUGAUCAACAAAAGACCCAGGAACAACUGGCUGCUGAAAUGGCAGAACUCACAGCUAGGAUCACGCAGCUGGAAUUGGCCAGGCAGAAGAAAGAGAGUGAGGCUCAGGAGUGGCAGCAGAAGGCACAAAUGGUGCAGGAGGACCUAGAAAAGACCAAAGAGGAGCUGAAGACUGCCAUGAGCACUCCUCAUGUCACUGAGCCAAUGCACUCUGAGAAUGAGCAUGAUGAUGAGCAGGAUGAAAAUGCAGCGGAAGCCAGUGCUGAGCUUCGAUCAGAGGCCACCAUCAAGGACCGCAGCGAGGAGCAGCGUACCACUGAAGCAGAGAAAAACGAACGAGUGCAGAAACACUUGAAGGCUCUUUCCUCAGAGUUGGCAAACGCUCGGGAUGAAACCAAGAAGACGGCCAAUGAUAUGAUCCACGCUGAGAACAUGAGGCUGGGCCGAGACAAGUACAAGACCCUCCGUCAGAUUCGGCAGGGCAACACCAAGCAGCGCAUUGAUGAGUUUGAGUCCAUGUAAACUCUCCCCUGUACUUGCCGCUCUGCAGUCCCUUCUCCCUUCUUUCUCAUACUCUCCCAUCACUCACUCAUAAUCGUGCUGUGCUGGAACCACUACAGAAGAGCGACCAUGGUCUUAUUUAUAGAGUUUUUGGUAAAUGCUGGAGUUCGGCAGCAGAAGACAUUUGCAUAUUUCUGGGGUAGCUUGGGAAAGCUAACUUGUAUUAGGGCAAAUCUGAAAUUCUGUGACUUUGGGUAAAGUCGUACUGCAUUUAGUUUGUUUUGCUUACUGAAAUGGCUGUGUAGCUGUCCUCUCUUAUUGAGUAGGGAGGCCAGCAGAUACUUUCACUGAACUAUAUAAAGUGCUAACAGUUUGACAUUGUGCCUUCCUACUAACUUGCACAAGCUUCAGUAUUAAGCUUUGAGGCCAGCAUCUAAAUUUCUGAUAUCAUUAAGGGUCUGAAUCAUGUAGUUGAGAUAGAAAACCUGGAGUUUGGGAAGAAGGGUUGGAGGUAGAAUGUGGACUUACUUUCAAAAAGACCAAAGCUUUUGACCUUUAAAUGUAAGCAGACCAAACAGAAUCUAUGGCAUUCCUGCUGGUGUUACCUUUUAUUGUUUAAAGAUGAAACAUGAAAUUUCCUAAUCACAAGGAGGCCUUUGAAAUAUUUUCACUGAUGUGGGGUGUACUGGAGCCUUGACUUCCAGGCUUUCCAGAAUACGUUUUCCUCUGGAUAAAUGGCUUAAAUGGCUUUGUUUGCUGUUAUUUUGUCUGACUUGAAUGUAACUAGUGAGGCAGAGAUAGCUAAAGAACACUGCCUUUCAUCUUGAGGUCACCACUGAAAAUGGAAAGGGCUAAGCAGAAAUGUAAACAACUGAAAACUCCCAUGACUGUAUUUCUUUUGCUGAACCAGUACAUUUCUAGUCAGGUGGGGUGACUUCAGUUUUUUCCAUGAGGCCUUUUUAGCAUGUAGUCACUGGUGCCUUAUGACUGUAUAGAUCUACUUUAGCUCAGAUGUCUUUGUUUAAAAUAGAUACAUUCAUAAAAAGUAAAGAACAGCCAAGGACCAAAACUAUUUUGUAUCUGGGUCAUGUAGAAACAAAACUGCAGCUUUCAGCAGCAUUUGUAGGGAGAGGGUCGUGAGAUUUGUCCAAUUGUUGCCUUAAUCUUCACUAGCAUUUUGCCGGUUCCUGGCUCGAGUGUGUGUGUGUGUGUGUGUGUUUUUCUCCAGAAGGAUGCUUUGCCUCUUUGUAGUUUCUAGUUCAGAGGGCUCUGUCUCUUAGAAGCAGGGCAGUGGUGGCUGUGGGAAGACUCGUCCUGUGUUAAUUGUUGUAAUCACCUUCUAUCUGUUCCUCUCGUGCUGAGGCUACCCAGAGUCGUCCUUGUCACUUCUGGGGAGGGAACCAGCCAUGUAUGCUCAGGGUUGAAUUGGAUUUAGCCUUGAUCCUUCGUAGAAGGAAAUGUAGACCCUUAGAAGAGGCCUCUUAAUGAUGGAUUCCCUCAAAAUUGUGUCUUCAUUUGCUUUGCCCUCCUUGGUACAGCUUGUUCCUAUAGAAAGUCAUGGGGCUACCCUAUGAUUUAUUUUCUUGCCUAAUGUGAUUCUAAAUCUUUCUUAGUUUUGUGGAUGCCCUCUUUAUCUGUAUGAUAUCGCUGCUCGUGAUGAUUCACAUCUGAAUGCUGAAGUAUUUUCAGCUCCUAUUAUUAUAAGCAAAGGAGGAGUGUGCCAAAAAAGAAAUGUCUACAUCAGUGUUAAUAAACUGCAGUAUUUCCUCAGCAACUCUUUGGACUGCUAGAAACAACCUCACCAGUGUUGUAUUUUUUUGGAAGCAAUACAUGUCUGUGAGUAAAUCCACGGAAACACCAAUCAACCAAACCAUGGUUAGAAGUUUAGUGUGCUACUUCUGAACAUCCUGAUUAGUCAUGUAGGAGCCCCCUUUACCCUCCUGGACAGAACAUGAGAACACAGGAAGCUUUUGGCUGACCAAAAACACAUACUCCAGUGCUUUGAAAAUCACAAAUGAAAGAUUGUAGUUAAACUUGUCAGAACUGAUUUGCAUAUUUCUGUACUGAAGGGUUAUUGGCACUGACUCUAUGUGAGUCUCAUUACUGGUGGAGCAGACAACCAUUACACUUCUCUUCUGGUGCUUUAAAGCUGGUUCUCAGCACUUCUGCUCUGUCCAUGGCAACUAUUGGUGCAUUUGCAGGGAAAUAAAACCCUUAUUACAUUAAAACAGUUUCCUAGCAAUCUGAUAUAUAGUGCCUGAAAUGUGUGUUCAGAUAAUAAAACAGUGAACCUUUCUGCUCUGAUGUCACACAACAUUGCUGAACUCGUGUUACAAUGCUGGCAUAUCUUGUUUAUAGGGUUUGGUUUUGUUUUUCUUAAAUCAUUCUAGCUUCACUUGGUCCAAUAUAGGAAUAGAACGGUCUGUACCAGUGACCUGACCUCACUCUUUGUAGUUGUUUCAGCUAUGCCUUCUUCUUAAGCAGUAUUAUAUUCCAGUGGUAUCUAAUGAUAUUUGAUUUCAAUACUUCUAGCUAUGCACAAUUAGAAAAUAUUAGUCGUGGGAUGGAGGAUGUGUUUAUGGUCCCCUUCCCUUGGAAAUGUAUACUGUAUUAUAAAGAAAUGAUAUUUUGCAAGAGAACUAAUGUAAGAAGCUUUCAGUAUUACAGUGAAAUUUGUAGGCAUGUUUUUUAAUUUUUAUUUUUCAGAUUUGUUUUUCUUCCUUUCCAUGUCCCAAUUCAAAUGGAUAACUACUCCUCAUGGGGGUGGAGGGAGGGAAGAAGAAAUACCUUAUCAAAUGUUUGCCUGGCUUGAUUUAUCUCUCUCUCUUUUUUUUUUUUUGUUGUUGUUGUCGCUGUAAAUUAUUAUUAUUUUGACCAGCCUUUUUACUGGAUUAUAAUAAAACACAUUUUCUUAGGGUUAUGGAGUAAUUCAUGGAUCCAUGUGUACCUGCAAAGAGACCUUUGAUAUUAAGGCAUUUUUUUUCCUGUUUGUAGGAGUUGUUAAAAUCCAUACCCUGUUCUUCCUACAGUGCCAAUAAAGUUUAGAGAAAUUCAGCA